Messenger RNA from Acanthosepion pharaonis, 456 nucleotides. The record is from the annotation of a GenBank genome assembly. Lineage: Eukaryota; Metazoa; Mollusca; Cephalopoda; Sepiida; Sepiidae.
AUGCUUUCGAAACUUUUCCUUCUUUUCUCAUACUUAUUUAUUUAUUUUUUAUUCGUUCUCACUUAUCUACCGCCAUUUUCCCCUCUUUUCUUUCUUCUUCCAUAUAAUUACCAGCAAUACUUUCAACUUCUCAUUUUCUUCCGCAGUCUCUCUUCACAUUUUUUUUUCUUUUUCCUUUCCUUUUAUUCAUCUUCUUUUUUUUUUCUUGCAACCAAUUUUCUUUUUUUCUUCGCCCGACUUAAUCAUCUCAUAUUUUCUCUUUAUUUCGUCUUUUCUUCGUUCAACUUCUUUUUCAUUAUUUCUGAUAUGAUCUUCUUUCUCGACUUUUCUUCACCUCACUUCAUUUUCCCCUUUGAAAUUACGUCUUUCUACUUUUGUUCUUUAUUUUCUCCUAUUAUUUUUCUCUUCUUUACUUCUCUGUAUGCAUUUUUUUACCAGAUAUUCGAUGACAACUGA